CGAUCUAUCGUCUCUGGAACAUUCAAUUGACCAUGUUAGAGUGAAGCUGUUCUCUACUCGCUCGCUUUCUCUUCCUUUUUCUUUUUCCUAUACAAAAUGGCUGCUAAACGGGUGGUAAUCGCAGGGGGUAACGGCUUUCUGGGUUCGAGAAUCUGCAAGUCUGCCGUCGCUAGGGGCUGGUCUGUUACUUCGCUCAGUCGCUCGGGCGAACCGCGAUGGGAUACCGUCACAGGCUCGGCCAUUCGUCCGAGCUGGGCAAGCUCUGUUGAGUGGGCCAGAGCCGAUAUCCUCAAGCCCGAGACAUACAAACCCUUCUUGCAAGGUGCCGCGGCCGUUAUCCACAGCAUGGGUAUACUACUCGAGGCGGAUUACAAAGGUGUGGUGCAGGGAAGGGAGCCAAUCUUCAACGGCUUGCAAAAAGUCUUCGGCGCAUCAAGGCCUGGCAGUCAGAAUCUUCCGGAGAGACGAGAGGAGGGGGAGCCACUUGAGGCCAGGGACCGCAGCAGACAAUUCACAUACGAACUCAUGAAUAGGGAUUCUGCUAUCGCACUCGCCCAGGAGACGCGCCAUGAGCGUGUCCCUACCUUCGUAUACAUUUCUGCUGCGUCAGGAGCACCGGUUCUUCCCAGUCGCUAUAUAACAACCAAAAGGGAGGCGGAAUCGAUCAUAGCGGCGCAGCUACCAGAACUACGCAACGUGUUCGUGCAGGCACCCUUCAUGUACGAUGAGAGCAGGAAGUUCACUUUGCCAAUCGCCCUGGGUGGCUUUGUCGGUUCCCAAGUCAAUGCUCUGCUGGGAAACAAGCUUGAUUUCCUUGGCUCUAUGGUGACCAAGCCACUCAAGGUGGACGAAGUUGGUGAGGCAGUAGUAGAGGCACUCGAAGACGAGUCAGUCCGCGGAGCCCUGGGUGUACAAAUGAUCGAAGCACUAGCAACGAAGGCUUGGAGGAAAAGCAUGCUUUAAGCAUUAUUUCGGCGUUACUUUGAUACGCUAGCAUGUUGCUGCUAAGCUGAUUCCUUGAGUAGAUUUGCUAAGAUAACCACAGAACGACAAAAAGCCCCCUGUGCACUAAACGUACUUGAUUUUAAGAAGGUAAGGUCCCAGACGCCG
Molecule: messenger RNA, 1110 nt
Organism: Aspergillus saccharolyticus JOP 1030-1
Lineage: Eukaryota; Fungi; Ascomycota; Eurotiomycetes; Eurotiales; Aspergillaceae
Gene: horA
Product: ubiquinone biosynthesis protein COQ11
Exons: 4
Coding region: 97-963 (288 amino acids)
Cellular component (GO): mitochondrion
Molecular function (GO): protein-containing complex binding
Source: RefSeq, a predicted model, not a curated record